Molecule: messenger RNA, 5070 nt
Organism: Choloepus didactylus (southern two-toed sloth)
Lineage: Eukaryota; Metazoa; Chordata; Mammalia; Pilosa; Megalonychidae
Gene: PRPF4
Product: pre-mRNA processing factor 4
Exons: 14
Coding region: 313-1884 (523 amino acids)
Biological process (GO): mRNA splicing, via spliceosome
Cellular component (GO): U4/U6 x U5 tri-snRNP complex
Molecular function (GO): U6 snRNA binding; U4 snRNA binding; protein binding
Source: RefSeq, a predicted model, not a curated record
GCAAGCUGGAUGAGCUCAGCCAGUUCCCGGAACCUCGGCACCCACCAGGAAUCUACCGCUAAGCUAAACGGACUACACUUCCCAGAGUGCUCUUUGACUCCCGCAGAUCCUCGACUCGCGCGUGCUUUUCCCUGAACGUGUCAGAAUCUUUCUUACUACGACUCCCAUCGUGCCCCGCGCCGUCCCGGGCGCGGCGUCGGCCCUCGGCUGAUUUCCUGUGGAUGACGGAGUUCCGUUUUGUCGAGCGCGAGGCGGACGGUCUGAAACGCAGGGUUCAGUUUUCGCUGGGGUUUCGCGGCUCCCGAAUCCAGCAUGGCUUCCUCUCGAGCCUCUACCACGCAGGCAACCAAAACCUCUAAGGCAUCUGAUGACUUAGUUGCCCCUGUGGUGAAGAAACCUCACAUCUAUUAUGGAAGUUUGGAAGAGAAGGAGAGAGAGCGUCUGGCCAAAGGAGAGUCUGGAAUUUUGGGAAAAGAAGGACUUAAAGCAGGAAUUGAAGCAGGAAAUAUCAAUAUAACUUCUGGAGAGGUGUUUGAAAUUGAAGAGCACAUCAGCGAGCGACAGGCAGAAGUACUGGCCGAGUUUGAGAGAAGAAAACGAGCCCGGCAAAUCAAUGUUUCCACAGAUGACUCGGAAGUCAAGGCUUGUCUUAGAGCCUUGGGGGAACCCAUCACACUUUUUGGAGAGGGCCCUGCUGAAAGAAGAGAAAGGUUAAGAAACAUCCUCUCUGUAGUUGGUACUGAUGCCUUAAAAAAGACCAAAAAAGAUGAUGAAAAAUCGAAGAAGUCCAAAGAAGAGUAUCAGCAAACCUGGUACCAUGAAGGACCGAAUAGCCUGAAGAUUGCUAGAUUAUGGAUUGCGAAUUAUUCACUGCCCAGGGCAAUGAAACGCUUGGAAGAGGCUCGUCUUCAUAAAGAAAUUCCUGAGACAACUAGGACCUCGCAGAUGCAAGAGCUGCACAAAUCUCUCCGGUCUUUGAAUAAUUUCUGCAGUCAGAUUGGGGAUGAUCGACCUAUUUCUUACUGUCACUUUAGUCCUGAUUCCAAAAUGUUGGCCACAGCGUGUUGGAGUGGGCUUUGCAAGCUCUGGUCUGUUCCUGAUUGCAACCUCCUUCACACUCUACGUGGCCAUAACACAAAUGUAGGAGCAAUUGUAUUCCAUCCCAAAUCCACUGUCUCCUUGGACCAAAAAGAUGUCAACCUGGCCUCUUGUGCUGCUGAUGGUUCUGUGAAGCUUUGGAGCCUUGACAGUGACGAGCCAGUGGCAGAUAUUGAAGGCCAUACAGUGCGUGUGGCCCGGGUAAUGUGGCAUCCAUCAGGACGUUUCCUGGGCACCACCUGCUAUGACCGCUCAUGGCGCUUAUGGGAUUUGGAGGCUCAAGAGGAGAUCCUGCAUCAGGAGGGCCACAGCAUGGGUGUGUAUGACAUUGCCUUCCAUCAAGAUGGCUCUUUGGCUGGCACUGGGGGACUGGAUGCAUUUGGUCGAGUCUGGGACCUGCGCACAGGACGUUGUAUUAUGUUCCUAGAAGGCCACCUGAAAGAAAUCUAUGGAAUAAAUUUCUCCCCCAAUGGCUACCACGUUGCAACCGGCAGUGGUGACAACACAUGCAAAGUGUGGGACCUUCGGCAGCGGCGUUGCAUCUAUACCAUCCCUGCCCAUCAGAACUUAGUGACUGGUGUCAAGUUUGAACCUAUUCACGGGAAUUUCUUGCUCACUGGCGCCUAUGAUAAUACAGCCAAGAUCUGGACCCACCCAGGCUGGUCCCCACUGAAGACUCUGGCUGGCCACGAGGGCAAAGUUAUGGGCCUGGACAUUUCUUCCAAUGGGCAGCUCAUAGCCACUUGCUCAUAUGACAGGACCUUCAAGCUCUGGAUGGCUGAAUAGGCAGGACCAUGGACAAAGAAUAACCUUAAGCUCUCCCUCAGGAGCCACUUUCCUCAAAAGAGAGAAAUUGAUAUGUUCUGUUCUAUCAUGUUUUUGCUACUUACCUUGUACAGACCCUCGAUAGAAUGGGAUUUCUGCAGGCAGGCAACCAGACCAGUUCCUGGAUGAUGGUAAACCCCUUUCAUGGUUGAAAAUUUAAUUUUCAUCUUCAAGCCCUGCCAUGAAUGGCGUAGACAUUGUCUCUAUUAAUCUUUUGUUUGAAUGCCCUAUUACCUCCCUCCCUUGCAGCACUGAGGAUUGUGACUGGCUCCCUCCAUUUUUAUUUUUUGGAACUUGGCUUUCCAUGAUAUGGUACAUGCUUCAGGAUUGAUUGUGACCCAGAGAGCAAGGUGAAUGGACUACAGUCUGGAAACCUCCAGUAAAGAGGCACAUCUCACCAUGCACCAGUUCCACAAUGCAUGGACAAAGCCGAGAACCUUUCCUCUGCUUUUGGAGAAUGGAAGACGAAGCAGUUGUGCUGAUGGUUAUGCAGCAGAGAAGAUUUUACCUCUUCCUGUUGAGCACACUUGAAAUGCUGUCUUCAUCAGGAAGCUCAGAAUGAACACUUGUCUUGUCAGAAAACGUCUUCCAUUUUGCUUUGAAGUUUGGUAUCCAUCUUACCCUAAGCAAGGCCAUUGUGUCAGGAUUCAAAGAAAUUUUUAGAAACUAAACAUGACGUCUCUCUAUUGUGUGACUUGCCUUCCAUUAGCUAUCAGAAGGGUAUACCUGUCAUGUCAUGUUGGGGUAUCUGGAAAAAAAUCCCUAGUGGAUAUUCCUAAAUAUCAUUUUCUUUAUUACACACUUGGUACAGAGGAAAAUCCUGUUGUAAAAACUGUCCUUCAGAGAAGCAUUUUGUUUAAUUAAGCAUUUUCUGAAUCCCAGCCAUUGGUCCAUAGGAGUCCUAUGUUUUUUUUAUUGAGUUAUAAAAAUUAUCUCAAAAAGUGCUUACUCUAGGUUCUUCCUACUUAAUAAGCACACUACUCGUUAAUAAUUUAAAAUAAAAUAGAGUGCUCUUUGCUUUACAGGCCAGACUACAAAUGAGUUGUUUUCAGACCCUAUAAUUUCAUUGGUAAUGUAGCAAUUAUUGUCACCUCUUUCACCACAAAUAUAUAACUGCUGAACUCUAAAAUUAUACAAGUAUUCACCCCAAAAUACAGGAAUUUGGAAGAAGAAAGUGUAUACACAGGAGAAUUCUCCUUGAACAUUCAAACACUUGGUAUUCCAGAGAGAUUGAGUGGCUUUGUUUCAACUCUGUUCUGCAAACUCUGAAUAUGAUAUGUAGCUAUAUAUACUGUUUUAUCUGAUUUCAACUAUAAUCCAACAUUUGCACAUCCUGUGUAGUUCUUAAGCUUUUGAAUUCUCAGCUCUGCCCUCUGUUGGGCAUUUCAUUGUUGUUUAGGUAUUAAUGGGCUCUAUUCCAGAAUUUGCCAUGAAGAGAAAUUAUUUUUCAUUACUACCUGUGAAAUAUGUAUAAAAUAAUGAAUGUUAGUAUAUUAUCAUGCCACUUGGAUAUAGUGUGCUAGCAAAGGUUUUCAGUUUUUCAAGUUUAAUUUUACUAUUAGCUUCCUUAGACUGGUCACUUUGUCAAUUUUGUUGUUCCAAGUUAUUUAGAGGUAGGAAUUGGGUAAAAACAUUUUAUCUUAGCUUUUGGCAGAAAAGUUGUAGAACAAUACAUUUCUUCACUGGAAAUAAACAUCAUUGUAAGAAAGCAGUUAGCUGAGAAGCAUGAAGCCAGUUUGGACAUUUCACAAUAAUGGUGAGAUAAACAUCAUAGCUACCACUUAACACUUAAUUGCCUAGACACUGUGCCAGAUACACUCCGUCAUCUUGUUUAAUUGUCAUUCUUAUGAACUAAAUAUUCCCUUUUUAGAGAGAAAACUAAAACUCAAAAGAGGUUAAGUAAUUUGCUCAAGGCUACUCAGCUAAGUGGUGGAAUGUAACUUUGAACCCUGGUCUGUCUGACAGUUUGCCCUUAUGAAAAGAUUGGACGGGGCAUUAUUGAGUGUCGGCAACACUGGCCAGACCAAAAGACAAGGCCAGCCAGCCUGUCCUGUUUGUAGUACAAAGCCUGAGAUUUUUCACCACUCCAUCUGUUUGCUGCCCUUUUAACAAGCCACUUCAUCACUGACUCAUGCCAAAUGGGGGUUAAAAUAAUUUCACUGCUUCUACCUCAUGAACUUAUGAGGGUGCCUAUGAUGCUACUCAACAGGAUAGCUGUUUGCAUUUCAGGUAUAGAUGAUACUUUGUUGAGUGGAACUGUCUUAAGCAUCAUAGCAUGUCUUGGCAUCCCAGACAUCUGGGCAUGAAAUGCCAGACACACAACACAUCCCCUUCAUUGAAGUACCUGCAAUGGUCCCACAGGUUUCCAGAUGCUCUAUAGGGGGAUGGACCUGCCCCAAGGUUAGAACUACUGAGAGUGAAAAUAGGAAACGGUGAUGUGAUGUAUAUCCUUCACUACCCAAAAAAAACCAAACCUAUGUCUUAUUUGGGAUGGUGUAUCAACUACUCCAAGAGCAUAAGUUCUAUUUUGCUUCAAAGGACUCCACAACUUACUAGCCGGGUGACCCUGAACAAGGUGGCUGAAUGGUCUAAGCCUCUGUUUCACCUAUAAAAAAGGAAUGAAAACUAACAAACAGGCCCUAGUACAGGGGCAAGUGUUCCUUCCUGAGCUUUCCCCAACUCUUCUCUGUUCCCUGCUCUGAGCUGCUCUGGUCUGUCUCCUUUGACUCUGAGAACAUGGUGAGAACAUGGUGAGAUCAUGGUCUAACUUAACUGUGACAAUGUUAAGUGUAAAGAAAUGAAGCCAGUGGGGAGAGGUUGCAUCCCAGCUUUACUGUAAUUAUCUUUGAUGACACAAACAGUGAGGUAGGUUCUAGUCCCCUGACAGGAUACAUCAGUGACUUCUCAGUUUUGUAAUGGAGCAAUUUUUAUCUUCACAUUGGAGCUUAAAACCGUUUGUUUUUUACUAAACACAAGAUUUAUGUCUUGGCUGUUUUGGAAUAUCUUGUACACUAAGACCCCUAAGGGGUAUUUGAAGACAUUAGUUUGAUUAAGCUCACAAAUGUUAUUUAGAGCAAAUAGUAAAACUGACUUUAUGUCUGGCCUCUGAAAGCUUAUUCUACAAAUAAAAAAAGUCUUUUCAUAUUG